ACAGGUCACUUGUAAGACUAAGAACCAGAUCAGGAAGUAUCAUUUUCCCAAGAAAAUUUUGACUUUUCUUUCUCGGAAAAUCUCUCCUUCUCUUUCACGCGAUCUAAAUUCUACAUUCAAUGGAUGCUGCUGCGAGGAGUUAUCCUCUGCAACUCCUUAUAUUGUUCUCAAUCGCUUCAAUCUUGUAUCAAUCUUGUGAUUCCUUCUUAACUCCUUCAAGCUCCAUUAUCGAUCCUUCUAAAGUCAAACAAGUUUCCUCGAAACCUAGGGCUUUUGUCUAUGAAGGCUUCUUAACGGACCUCGAAUGCGAUCAUUUGAUCUCUCUCGCGAAAUCGGAGCUCAAGAGAUCUGCAGUUGCGGAUAAUCUCAGUGGAGAGAGCAAGCUUAGCGAAGUCCGGACAAGCUCAGGGAUGUUUAUUCCUAAGGAAAAGGAUCCAAUUGUUGCUGGUAUAGAGGAUAAGAUUUCAACAUGGACAUUUCUUCCCAAAGAAAAUGGGGAAGACAUACAAGUGUUGAGAUAUGAGCAUGGACAGAAAUAUGAUCCGCAUUACGAUUACUUUGCUGACAAGGUGAAUAUUGCCAGGGGUGGACAUCGCAUAGCAACUGUUCUGAUGUAUCUUACAAAUGUGACCAAAGGUGGUGAAACAGUAUUUCCCCAAGCAGAGGAAUCUUCACGUCGUACAACUCCUGCAAAAGAUGAUGAUCUCUCAGAAUGUGCAAAGAAGGGAAUUGCAGUGAAACCUCGGAGAGGGGAUGCCCUUCUCUUCUUCAGUCUCUCCCCAACUGCUAUCCCUGACCCAAGCAGUUUGCAUGCUGGGUGCCCGGUGAUUGAAGGUGAGAAAUGGUCAGCAACAAAGUGGAUUCACGUUGAUUCUUUUGACAAGAAUUUGGCAGCCGGCGGCAACUGCACAGAUUUUAAUGAGAGUUGUGAGAGAUGGGCUGCUCUUGGUGAGUGCUCCAAUAACCCAGAGUAUAUGAUUGGAUCAGCAGAGCUUCCUGGCUAUUGUAGGAGAAGUUGCAAAGUAUGUUAGCUCUAAACUACAUGACUCCAUGAUAGUAUCUGCCGUUGGAUUUUCUCUGGUGGGUUAUCCAUUCAUUUUUUUGGUGGAUUAUAAAUAUACGUUAUCUUGUUACGGUUUUCAUGAACAUAGUUGAAAUGCUUUUAUUUUGAACCUUGAUUACACUAAUGUAAUAACUCUAUUUCAUCCUCCUUUUGUUGAAAAACCCUAUCGUUUGUAAAAUGAAAUGUAGAUAUGUACGAUAACUUGAACAGUACUCGAACAGACAACAGGAUCGGUCUUAUUUGCUUUGUUAACAUAUCCUUCGGGAAGAUUCUCAUUUGUCAUCCAAUAGUCUUUGUCUGAUAGCUAGUGUUUCAGCUGAAAUCUGCUAUGAAGUUUCUCUAUGUGCUACUCGUGCUUAUAUGAUGCCAUAUGCUACUCGUCCUUGAAUAAUUUUAGAGGCGUAUUUUCUCACAUCAACAUGAUGCAUUUAGAAUUUUAAACACUGAAUGUUUCUCACAAGAAUCGGUCUUUGAUUGACAAGAAACUGAUUCUUAUAUGAUGCCAUGUGCUACCCGUCGUUGAAUGAUUUUCUGAGGCGUAUUUUCUCACAUCAACAUGAUGCAUUAGAAUUUUAUACACUGAAUCUUUCUCACAAGAAUCUGUCUUUGAUUGAUCAAAAACCGAUUCUUUUCCUUACCGGUUAGCUUAAUUCGAAUGUGCCAUGAUGCCAUGGAAUUUUAAGCUAUAGGAAAUGUUCUUAGAUUCUUAUAGUGGUCAACCUUUUUCUGGGUGGGAAUGCUUUAUCAAUGAUCUCAUUUGAGUGCCUGAAACUUUUCUUUUCAAGAGAAAAGGUCAGUGACUAAAAGUUGAACCAGAUGCUCAGCCAUCACUGUGUUAAAGGCCAUUUAAACACUUUAAGUUCAAUGGUCGGACAGAUUCUCUUAUCUUCAAUGUAAAAAUGACUUAGCUUUAUAGGUUAAAGUAUUGCC
Molecule: messenger RNA, 1993 nt
Organism: Durio zibethinus
Lineage: Eukaryota; Viridiplantae; Streptophyta; Magnoliopsida; Malvales; Malvaceae
Product: putative prolyl 4-hydroxylase 4
Biological process (GO): peptidyl-proline hydroxylation to 4-hydroxy-L-proline
Cellular component (GO): endoplasmic reticulum
Molecular function (GO): L-ascorbic acid binding; procollagen-proline 4-dioxygenase activity; iron ion binding
Source: RefSeq, a predicted model, not a curated record